UAGUUCAAUUCAUAAUCUUUGAGUUUUAAUUUUUGUUGGAAGGAAAAGAGAAAUGUCGGUAGAGACAACAUUCUUCGGUGAUGACAGCAACAGAGGAGUGAGUAUCAACGGUGGUCGUUAUGUUCAGUAUAAUGUCUAUGGAAACCUCUUCGAAGUUUCAAAAAAAUAUGUUCCUCCUCUUCGUCCUAUCGGCAGAGGCGCUUCUGGCAUCGUCUGUGCUGCAUGGAAUUCGGAGACGGGUGAGGAAGUAGCGAUCAAGAAGAUUGGUAAUGCUUUUGGCAACAUUAUUGACGCUAAGAGAACUUUGAGAGAGAUUAAGCUUCUUAAGCAUAUGGAUCAUGACAAUGUCAUUGCCAUUAAAGACAUAAUAAGACCACCGGAGCCAGACAACUUCAAUGAUGUUCACAUUGUCUAUGAGUUAAUGGACACUGAUCUUCACCACAUUAUACGCUCUAACCAACCGUUAACUGAUGAUCAUUCACGGUUUUUCCUGUAUCAGUUGUUGAGAGGACUCAAGUAUGUGCAUUCAGCUAAUGUAUUGCAUCGUGAUUUAAAACCAAGUAACUUGCUCCUGAAUGCAAAUUGUGACCUCAAGAUUGGGGAUUUUGGGCUUGCGAGGACUAAAUCAGAGACAGACUUCAUGACAGAAUAUGUCGUUACACGUUGGUACCGUGCUCCAGAGUUGCUCCUUAAUUGCUCAGAAUACACUGCAGCUAUCGAUAUUUGGUCUGUCGGUUGUAUACUCGGUGAAAUAAUGACCAGAGAGCCGUUAUUUCCGGGCAGAGAUUAUGUUCAGCAGCUUAGACUCAUCACUGAGCUUAUAGGCUCACCAGAUGAUUCAAGCCUAGGAUUCUUAAGAAGCGACAACGCUAGAAGAUACGUAAGACAGCUUCCACAGUAUCCAAGACAAAACUUUGCCGCUAGGUUCCCAAACAUGUCGGUUAAUGCAGUUGAUUUGCUGCAGAAAAUGCUCGUCUUUGACCCAAACAGACGCAUUACAGUCGAUGAAGCUUUGUCCCACCCUUACUUAGCACCGCUACACGAAAAUAACGAGGAACCUGUGUGUGUGAGACCGUUCCAUUUCGAUUUCGAGCAACCUUCAUUGACGGAAGAGAACAUCAAGGAGCUUAUAUAUCGUGAAUCAGUCAAGUUUAACCCUCAAGAUUCUUAGUGUGUGAGACUUUAAGAGAAUCUUGCAAAGAAACUCAAAAGAAGCUUUUACUUUCUCUGUUUGUUCAUUGAAUUUCUGAUAUAGUAAAGUCUGUAAUAUAAAAUCAAAAGAGUC
Molecule: messenger RNA, 1285 nt
Organism: Arabidopsis arenosa
Lineage: Eukaryota; Viridiplantae; Streptophyta; Magnoliopsida; Brassicales; Brassicaceae
Source: the annotation of a GenBank genome assembly